AUGCUGAGAAGAGCAGUGAAUUUCGUGGCUAUUAGUCGUAGUUUUCAGGUUCGCUUAAAGCAACAUCGGAUUUGGCGCUUGCAAGGUCUCAGAUAUUUCAGUCACCAGCCAGAAAUAAUGUCUGCUACCUCUAUCACAUCGCAGCUACAGAAGCUGUCUAUCCAGGAGCCUCCAGCUUUGGAAGGCUCGUUCCCAAACGUCAACGUGGUGGACCUUAUGAGAAACUUCAUCAGCGUGGAGCUGUCUAAGAUCUCGGGUGUCGACACACAACUGAUCUACCCAGCUUUGGAGUGGACCAACACGCUGGAGAGAGGCGACCUCUUGAUUCCAGUUCCUAGAUUGCGCAUAAAGGGCUCUAACCCAAAGGAUCUCGCUACAGAAUGGGCCGAGAAGUUCCCUCUGGGCAACUUCCUGACCAAGGUCGAGGCUAACGGACCUUUUGUCCAGUUCUUCUUCAAGCCCGACUUUCUGUUCAAGGUCGUCCUUCCUGACAUUUUGACCAGAAAGGAGGAGUACGGUUCGGCUCCUCUGGUGCAGAAUAAGAAGGUGGUCAUCGAGUUCUCCUCCCCCAACAUUGCUAAGCCUUUCCACGCCGGCCACUUGAGAUCUACUAUUAUCGGUGGUUUCUUGUCCAAUUUGUACGAGAAGAUGGGCUGGGAUGUUGUUAGAUUGAACUACCUGGGUGACUGGGGCAAACAGUUUGGUGUUCUUGCCGUUGGUUUCGAAAGAUACGGUGACGAGGAGGCCCUAAGCAAAGACCCCAUCAAGCACCUGUACGACGUGUAUGUCCGCGUCAACCAGGACAUCACUGCCGAAGGCGACAGCUUGCCAGAGGACAAGUCCACUGACGGUCAAGCUCGCGCCUACUUCAAGAAGAUGGAGGACGGUGACGAAAAUGCCCUCAAGAUCUGGAAGCGCUUCCGUGAGCUCUCCAUCGAAAAGUAUAUCGACACUUACGCUCGUUUGAACAUCAAAUACGACUCCUAUUCCGGUGAGUCUCAGGCCUCCAGAGAGUCCAUGCAGCUGGCGCUCGACAUGUUCAGGGAGAAGGGUCUGACUCACGAGGACAGAGGUGCAUUGUUGAUCGACCUGACCAAGUUCAACAAGAAGCUGGGCAAGACCAUCGUCCAGAAGUCAGACGGUACAACCCUAUACAUGACUAGAGAUGUUGGUACCGCAAUGGACCGUCACAAGAAGUACAACUUUGACAAAAUGAUUUACGUCAUCGCAUGUCAGCAAGAUCUGUACACUGCUCAGUUGUUUGAAGUUCUCAAGCAGUUAGGAUUCGGGUGGGCCAAGGACUUGCAGCACGUCAACUUCGGUAUGGUUCAGGGUAUGUCCACCAGAAAGGGUACUGUGGUUUUCUUGGACAACAUCUUGGAGGAAACUAAGGAGAAGAUGCAUGAAGUUAUGAAGACCAACAAGGCUAAGUACGCACAAAUCGAGAACCCAGAUGAGGUUGCCGACUUGGUCGGUAUUUCUGCGGUCAUGAUCCAGGACAUGCAAGCUAAGCGUAUCAACAACUACGAGUUCAAGUGGGAGAGAAUGACCUCCUUUGAGGGUGACACCGGUCCAUACUUACAGUACGCCCACUCUAGAUUAAGAUCCGUCGAGAGAAACGCCUCGGAAAUCACACAAGAAAAGAUGGUUAACGCCGACUUCUCUCUGCUUCACGAGCCUGCUGCCGUUCUCCUGGUGCGUUUGCUCGCCCAGUACCCUGAUGUGUUGAGAAACGCCAUCAAGACCCACGAGCCUGCUACCGUGGUUACUUACCUGUUCAAGCUCACUCACCAAGUCUCAUCGUGUUACGACGUCUUGUGGGUCGCGGGUCAAACUCCAGAGCUGGCUGCUGCCCGUCUGGCCCUAUACGCAUCUGCCAGACAGGUACUAUACAAUGGUAUGACUCUGCUGGGCCUCACUCCUGUUGACAGAAUGUAA
Messenger RNA from Lachancea thermotolerans CBS 6340, 1938 nucleotides. Its product is annotated as arginine--tRNA ligase. Lineage: Eukaryota; Fungi; Ascomycota; Saccharomycetes; Saccharomycetales; Saccharomycetaceae. Gene Ontology annotation, molecular function: ATP binding; arginine-tRNA ligase activity. The transcript has a single exon. Bases 1 to 1938 code for a protein of 645 amino acids. Gene Ontology annotation, biological process: arginyl-tRNA aminoacylation; mitochondrial translation. Gene Ontology annotation, cellular component: cytoplasm; mitochondrion. The record is from RefSeq and is a predicted model, not a curated record.